This is a messenger RNA of Colletotrichum graminicola M1.001, 288 nucleotides long. RefSeq lists its product as uncharacterized. The record is from RefSeq and is a predicted model, not a curated record. The transcript has 3 exons. The coding region runs from base 1 to 288 and encodes 95 amino acids. Lineage: Eukaryota; Fungi; Ascomycota; Sordariomycetes; Glomerellales; Glomerellaceae.
AUGUUUUACCUCUUAACAGAUGGGGGGAGCCUCGGCCUCGUCGAUUGCCAGUCCCGUCCAUACAUUGUCCUCACUCGUCCUGGCGCCAAACAAGAAGCCGUUCAGGAAAUUAAGAGCAUCCUCGUAAAGAACGUCGUCCCUGACUCCCUCACAUGGAUCACCAGCGCCCGCACUGGCCUAGAGGUUCUCUUCCAAGCGAGUAUCACCUCCCAGCAGGCCGGCGCUCUCGCGAUACUUACUGGUGUGAACUUGGCCUCCAACUUGAACGGUUUCUACAAAACAAGAUAA